CAGAGUAUAAUCUCAAUGAAAACGUCUACAAUUUCCGACCACCGGUUUCCUUUAGAUUCCCCCCAAUUUUUUCAACGGAAAUAACCCAACCACCCUUCUUUCUAGUUCACAUCGCCGCUGAUCCCCAAUUCUCCACCGCCGCAAAAUGCUGCCCUACGCCUCCAUUCAAGACGCCGAAACCGCCAUCGGCCGAUCACUCACCACCGCUGAAACCUUCUGGUUCAAUUACUCCGCCACCAAAUCAGAUUACUUCCUCUACUGCCACAACAUUCUUUUCCUUUUCCUUGUCUUCACUCUCGUCCCUCUCUUGUACGUUUUCAUCGAACUCGUCUUCUCCAAAAGCAUCCUCCCUUACAAAAUUCAACCCAAAGUUAAAAACUCCUUUGCAGAUAAUCUCAAUUGCUACUUCGAUGUAAUGCGCAUGUUCCUCCUCGUUGUUGGACCUCUUCAACUCGUCUCUUAUCCUUCGAUUCAAAUGAUCGGCAUCCGGACAAGCUUGCCCUUGCCAUCACUAAUGGAGAUCAUAUCUCAGUUGGUCGUUUAUUUUCUUGUUGAAGACUUCACAAAUUACUGGAUCCAUAGAUUUUUACAUGGAAAGUGGGGGUAUGAAAAAAUUCAUAAGGUUCACCAUGAAUAUACAGCACCUAUAGGAUUUGCAGCACCGUAUGCGCACUGGGCCGAGGUUUUGAUACUUGGGAUUCCAUCUUUUCUUGGGCCCGCCAUGGUUCCUGGCCACAUGAUUACAUUUUGGCUGUGGAUUGCUUUGAGGCAGAUCGAGGCCAUUGAGACUCACAGUGGGUAUGAUUUCCCCUGGACUUUCACGAAGUUUAUCCCUUUCUAUGGUGGAGCUGAUUACCAUGAUUAUCACCAUUAUGUCGGAGGACAAAGCCAAAGCAAUUUUGCAUCUGUCUUCACUUACUGUGACUACAUAUAUGGAACAGACAAGGGCUACCGUUACCAGAAAAAAGUCCUGCGACAGUUAAAAGAUGGGCUGAAAAGCGGGGGAAACCAAAAUGACGAAUCUGCACAAGACAUUAAAACCGAGUAGCGAGAGAGCCUUGGUCGGUAUGCUUCUUGUCAUGUAUUGAUUUUUAGAAACCCUUGGUUUUUGUAGGUCAUAUAUAAUUCCAUGUCAUGUGUUAUGGAGGUUUAUAAACUUAAACUUGUGCUAGUUUCUGAAGCUCAUAUCAGUAGCUUAAUUAGUGUAUCUUUAAUGGUCAAUUUGUGCCUUUUUUGGUAGCUC
This is a messenger RNA of Cynara cardunculus var. scolymus (artichoke), 1243 nucleotides long. Its product is annotated as methylsterol monooxygenase 1-1-like. The record is from RefSeq and is a predicted model, not a curated record. The coding region runs from base 146 to 1048 and encodes 300 amino acids. Gene Ontology annotation, biological process: sterol biosynthetic process. Lineage: Eukaryota; Viridiplantae; Streptophyta; Magnoliopsida; Asterales; Asteraceae. The transcript has 5 exons. Gene Ontology annotation, molecular function: C-4 methylsterol oxidase activity; iron ion binding.